CAGAAGACUCCUUGCCUCUGAGAUAGAAUCGCGCUUUGAAAGAAAUAUGGAUACGUGUGAGCCAUACAAUCAAGACUGCGCCACAAGGUGGUGAAGAAUGAGCAGGUGUCACAGGUAGGAGAGGUGUGGUGUCGAAGUCCCUCAGCUGGUCAGCAUCAUGACAUCAGAAGGCCUCUCAUCCCAUCCUUGCAGCUGGCUCGGAAAAUUGUCCAGACUGCUGUGGAUGCUGUUAGUGGGGACGCUUCCCAGUUUACGGGCCCAGCAGGGCAUCCAGCCCCAGUCCCUCAAAAUUGAGGGUGACAUCACCCUCGGGGGGUUAUUCCCAGUGCACUCCCGAGGGCCAGUGGGAGUGCCCUGUGGAGAUAUUAAACGAGAAAAGGGAAUCCAUCGCUUGGAAGCUAUGCUGUAUGCCCUGGACCAGAUCAACAGUGACCCAGAUCUGCUUCCCAACAUCACACUGGGAGCCCGGAUACUGGACACCUGCUCCAGAGAUACCUACGCGCUGGAGCAAUCACUGACUUUUGUCCAAGCCCUCAUUCAAAAGGACACGUCCGACGUGCGCUGCGCCAACGGAGAGCCGCCGAUCAUCCCCAAACCAGAGAGGGUGGUUGGAGUCAUCGGGGCCUCCGGCAGCUCCGUAUCCAUCAUGGUGGCCAACGUGCUCAGGCUUUUUUCGAUUCCCCAAAUCAGCUACGCCUCCACCGCCCCGGAGCUGAGCGAUAAUAGUCGAUACGAGUUCUUCUCCCGUGUGGUACCUCCCGAUUCUUACCAGGCCCAGGCCAUGGUGGACAUCGUGAAAGCGAUGGGUUGGAACUACGUCUCAACACUAGCAUCCGAGGGCAACUACGGAGAGAGUGGAGUUGACGCUUUCCUUCAGAUAUCCAGAGAAGCAGGGGGGCUGUGUAUUGCACAGUCCAUAAGAAUUCCUCGAGAGCCCAGACCUGGGGAGUUUGAGAAGAUCAUCAAAAGGCUGAUGGAGACAUCCAACGCUCGCGGGGUCAUCAUCUUUGCCAAUGAGGACGACAUCAAGCGAGUGUUGCAAGCUGCUAAAAAGGCCAAUUUGACCGGCCACUUUCUAUUUGUUGGCUCCGACAGCUGGGGGGCCAAGAACUCCCCCAUCCAAGACCAGGAGGAGGUGGCGGAGGGCGCCGUCACUAUCUUGCCAAAAAGAGCCUCUAUUGACGGAUUUGACCAAUACUUCACGACAAGAUCUCUGGAAAAUAACAGAAGGAACAUUUGGUUUGCUGAAUUUUGGGAGGACGACUUCAAGUGUAAACUAACGCGGGCUGGCAUCAAAUACGAAGCCGACAGAAGAAAAUGUACAGGUGAAGAGAGAAUAAGUCGAGACUCUGUGUAUGAACAGGAGGGGAAGGUGCAGUUUGUGAUCGACGCCGUUUACGCCAUGGCUCACGCCUUACACAGUAUGCACAUGGACUUGUGUCCCGGUUCCAUGGGCGUUUGUGAAAAGAUGGACCCCGUGGAGGGACGCAUGCUCCUCCAAUACAUUCGCUCUGUCAGUUUCAAUGGAAGUGCGGGAACCGGUGUGAUGUUCAAUGAGAAUGGAGACGCACCUGGACGAUACGACAUCUUCCAGUACCAGCUUUCCAAUGUCUCCAACCCUGGCUAUAAGGAUAUUGGACAAUGGACAAACCAACUGCGACUCAAUCCGGAGGAGAUGCAAUGGUCAGGCGGUGCCCGCAAGAUCCCCGAUUCGGUCUGCAGCUUCCCGUGCAAAUCCGGUGAGAGGAAGAAGAUGGUGAAGGGCGUUCCCUGCUGCUGGCACUGUGAGCUCUGUGACGGCUACCAGUAUCUCCUGGACGAGUUCAGCUGUGACAUGUGCCCGUUCGACAUGCGACCCCUGGAAAACCGUACGGGGUGCCGGCCCACGCCUAUCGUCAAGCUGGAGUGGAGCUCCCCCUGGGCCAUCAUCCCCGUCUUCCUGGCAAUUUUGGGCAUCCUGGCCACCACGGGGGUUAUCGGCACGUUCAUCCGCUUCAACGACACCCCUAUCGUCCGAGCCUCCGGCAGAGAGCUCAGCUACGUGCUGCUGACGGGCAUCUUCCUCAUUUACCUGAUUACCUUUCUGAUGAUCGCCGAGCCCAGCGUGGGGGUUUGCGCCUUCCGCAGGCUGCUUCUGGGGCUUGGCAUGUGCAUCAGCUAUGCCGCCAUGCUGACCAAAACCAACCGGAUCUACCGCAUCUUUGAACAGGGCAAGAAGUCGGUCACGCCACCAAAGUUCAUCAGUCCUACUUCUCAGCUCAUUAUCACCUUCAUUCUUAUCUCAGUGCAGGUACUCGGUGUGUUCGUUUGGUUCGGCGUGGUGCCCCCGCACACCAUCAUCGACUACGAAGAGCAGAAGCCUCCAAAUCCGGAGUUUGCCCGAGGGGUUCUCAAGUGCGACAUGUCCGAUCUGUCUCUCAUCCUGUGUCUGAGCUACAGUAUCGUUCUGAUGAUCACUUGUACGGUGUACGCCAUCAAGAGCAGAGGAGUUCCCGAGACGUUCAAUGAGGCCAAGCCCAUCGGCUUCACCAUGUACACCACCUGCAUCAUCUGGCUGGCCUUUGUGCCCAUCUUCUUUGGCACUGCGCAAUCUACUGAGAAGAUGUUCAUCCAGACCACCACUCUGACAGUGUCCAUGAGCCUGAGUGCCACCGUGUCGCUGGGUAUGCUCUACGUCCCCAAAGUCUACGUGAUCAUCUUCCACCCGGAGCAGAACGUACAGAAGCGAAAGCGUAGUUUCAAAGCUGUGGCGCAGGCGGCCACCGUGUCGACGCACCUGUCGCAGAAAUCCAACGACAAACAGAACGGCGAGUCCAAGAUUGAGCCAGACAGAUCACAGUAAAGGAGACUCAAGUGAGACAAUUGAUUCAUCACGUGACAUCACAAGCGCCCUUAUUGACACUAUCAGCAAAAUGAAACAAAAAAAAAAAGCAUUUAUCUGGUGAGUUACUUCCCUCUUCUUGUUAUCACCAGCAAUGUUCCUGGAUUUCGCUAUUUGACUCUCGACCAAUGCAUCAAAGAACUCACCAUAAUGGAAAUUCUAAACUAAAAAAAGCCUUGGGCAGUCUACAUUCAAUUAGAAAAUUCACCCCAAAUCCCCAAUAUUUUGUGACUAAUAUUUCCAAUUUAAUAUACAAGGGGUGCUCAUUUUGAGAUUUCUAAAGGCAUGCACUCAACUCAUUUUCAGUGCGAAAUUCUUCAGCACGAGAAAGAAUUCUCAUUUACCGCCAUCAAGAAGGUAUUGUUGCUCGUAAACCUGCCCUGGAAAACGCUGUCUAGGAAAAAAAAAUAAGCUGUCUGGUGACCUUUCUUCCACAGAAAAAUGAAGCCUACAGUGGAAGUCUCUUGGGGUUGAGGAGGCGUAUUAUUUUCUGGUUGCACUGCAUGGAUUUCAGUGUUAUUAAGCUUUAGGCCUCUGUUUGUUCAAAAAGGGCUGGGGUGAGGAUUGAUGGCACUGAAAGCUGUUUGGAAAAUACACCGCAUAUUCAUCUUUGAAAAUUGGAAAAAUGUUCCGUUAUAAUUGCAACGAUAUUUUGAACACAGCCUGUAAGCGUUCACAUUGUUGUGAAAUGGCGUUUUGUAAAACAUCAGAGUUUGCUGUGCAAUGCAACACUUGCAGCGUCCUCUACGGUAAAAAGUGUUUAUAGCGCUCUCUGCUGGAGAGGACACCACUGAAGCACGACCAAGGGUAAACACAUUAAUAAAA
Messenger RNA from Syngnathus typhle (broad-nosed pipefish), 3706 nucleotides. It is a transcript of the gene grm6b, whose product is annotated as glutamate receptor, metabotropic 6b. Lineage: Eukaryota; Metazoa; Chordata; Actinopteri; Syngnathiformes; Syngnathidae. Gene Ontology annotation, biological process: regulation of synaptic transmission, glutamatergic; G protein-coupled glutamate receptor signaling pathway. Gene Ontology annotation, cellular component: membrane. The transcript is spliced from 11 exons. The record is from RefSeq and is a predicted model, not a curated record. The coding region runs from base 158 to 2842 and encodes 894 amino acids. Gene Ontology annotation, molecular function: adenylate cyclase inhibiting G protein-coupled glutamate receptor activity.